Messenger RNA from Episyrphus balteatus (marmalade hoverfly), 2614 nucleotides. It is a transcript of the gene Nep3, whose product is annotated as neprilysin-3. The coding region runs from base 79 to 2535 and encodes 818 amino acids. Gene Ontology annotation, molecular function: metalloendopeptidase activity. NCBI's taxonomy places the organism in Eukaryota, Metazoa, Arthropoda, Insecta, Diptera, Syrphidae. Gene Ontology annotation, biological process: protein processing. Gene Ontology annotation, cellular component: plasma membrane. The transcript is spliced from 11 exons. The record is from RefSeq and is a predicted model, not a curated record.
UAAUAUUUUUUGUUCAUAUUUCAUCGGUAAUUCGUUAUUAAAUUAGCUAAAUAUUACUCCCGUUGGACCGUUGAAGGAAUGUCUUCUAAAAGUAGUUCUUGUACCUCGAAGUUUAUGACUCGUUACAAACAUGCAGAUUUUCAAGAUGACGAUACAAGUUCAACCGGAGCAAUUCAAUUGACAGAAACUAAUUCUAGUUCUGGUUAUCACCUACGAUAUCAUACUGCUAGGGCAACAUCAAAAUGGCGGUCCCGAAACAAGUUAGAACGCUGUCUUAUUAUAACGACAGGUCUAAUGUCCUCGAUAAUUCUUGUUUUAAUUGUAUUGAUAGUAGUUCAUUCGCAUGAUAAUACAACCCGCAUUCUACACGUCCAACCGCACAAUGAAAAAAUUCAACAAACUGCACCACCGAAACUCAGGCAACCCCACGCAGUUGUUGAUUCACCAUCGCCUACAACAUUACCUUCAUCGUCGGGAGGGCCCUGCCUCAACAAGUAUUGUAUUUUUGCGGCAAGUGAGAUACUUAAAUCAUUGGACAUGAACAUUGAUCCUUGUGAGGAUUUUUAUGGUUUCGCAUGUAACCAAUGGAUACGGGAAAACCCAUUGCCCGAUGGUAAAUCUGUUUGGGGAACAUUUGGCAAAUUAGAAAUGCAUAAUCAAUUGGUUAUAAAAAACAUUUUAGAAAAACCAUUUAGUUAUUUUAAUUCGGAAGCUGAAAAAAAAGCAAAACUUUAUUACCAAUCAUGCAUGGAUGAGGAUGAAACUAUGGACAUGUUGGGUGGGAAACCAAUGUUAGAAUUUAUACGCAAAGUUGGUGGUUGGAAUAUUUCGACGCCUGGCUUUCGCAUUGAUAAAUGGUCACUAGACUUGACAUUGAAAAUGUUGCAGAAUAGAUACAAUAUGGGUGGAUUUUUUUCCUGGGCCGUUGGUGAGGAUGAUAAAAAUUCCUCGAAUCAUGUGAUUCAAAUCGAUCAAGGCGGCCUAGCUUUGCCAACGCGCGAACACUAUUUAAAUAAAACCAUACACGAAAAAGUUCUUACAGCUUACCUGGAAUAUAUGACCAAAACUGGUGUCCUUUUGGGUGGCAAUGAGGCUGAUGUCAAACGACAAAUGCAGGAUGUUCUUGAGAUUGAAACAAAAAUUGCCAGAAUAACAGCGCCACCCGAAGAACGACGAAACGAAGAAGCUCUAUACAACUCAAUUAAACUACGUGAAGUCGAUGCAAUGGCUCCAUUUUUAAAUUUCACCGCACACUUUGCCGAUGCUCUACAAACAAUCAACAGAAAAGUUACCCAAGACGAGAGGGUUAUCGUCUAUGCACCGGAAUUUUUGAAAAACCUAUCCACCCUUGUUCAGGAAUAUCAAAAAACUGAUAAAGGAAGAAUAGCUCUCAACAACUAUCUGGUUUGGCAGGGAGUACGAACUCUAACCACUUGCCUGUCAAAACCAUUUCGUGAUGCCUACAAAGGUGUCCGCAAAGCUUUGCUCGGUUCGGAUGGUACCGAAGAAACAUGGCGCUAUUGCGUUAGCGAUACGAAUAAUGUAAUUGGAUUUGCUGUGGGGGCAAUAUUUGUGCGUCAAACAUUUCAGGGCAAAGCCAAGCCUCAGGCUGAGAAAAUGAUCGAAGAAGUUCGCAAUGCAUUCAAAAACAAUUUGCGAAACAUCAAAUGGAUGGAUGUGAAGACCCGACAAAUGGCUGAAGAAAAAGCUGAUGCCAUAACCGAUAUGAUUGGUUUCCCCGAAUAUAUUCUAAAUACAACCCAAUUGGAUGAGAAGUACAAGGACUUGCAAUUGAAUGCCAAUGAAUAUUUUAACAAUAAUUUACGAAUAAAUCAGUUCAAUUUGAAGAAGAAUUUGGAGAAAUUAGAUACACCGGUUAAUAAGAGUGGCUGGGGUAUGACACCGUCAACGGUGAAUGCCUAUUAUACGCCAACUAAAAACCAAAUUGUAUUCCCCGCUGGGAUUUUGCAAAAACCAUUUUAUGAUGUGAAUAAUCCGAAGAGUUUCAAUUAUGGUGCUAUGGGUGUGGUGAUGGGGCAUGAAUUGACACAUGCCUUUGACGAUCAGGGUAGGGAGUAUGAUAAAUAUGGUAAUUUGAAUAAAUGGUGGGAGCCGAAGAGUAUUGAGAGAUUUGUGGAACAAACGGAUUGCAUAAUCAAGCAAUAUGGCAAAUUUAAAGUUAUUGGAAUGAAUUUAAAUGGCAAACAGACUGUUGGAGAAAACAUUGCAGACAAUGGAGGUUUAAAGGCUGCUUUUAAUGCUUAUAUUAAUUCUAAAAAUGAAAAGGAAGCUGAUUAUCUCUCAUUGCCAGGGUUAAAUUUAACACACAGGCAAUUGUUUUUUGUGUCGUUUGCUCAGGUUUGGUGUUCUGUGGUCACUGACGAAGCAGCAACAUUGCAAAUCGAAAAGGAUCCCCAUGCUCCACCAGAAUAUCGUGUCAUUGGGCCCCUAUCGAAUUUAAAAGAGUUUUCCAGAGAAUUCAAUUGUCCACUUGGAUCACGAAUGAAUCCAAAAGAAAAAUGUGAAGUUUGGUAAAGCAACAAAAAAAAAAAAAACAAAAUAUAUAUAUCAAAAAAAUGACCAUAAUUGAUUCAAAAUGAUAACAAAAAAAAAA